AGGAAAAGGCAUUUUAUUUUCCAAACUCGGGCGGGACGGUUCAAACAGCGCGCCUCUUCGUGAGCGAUUUCAAAGAGUUUCACAUACCCAAAUCGAUCUGCUUUCCUGGCUGUCGGACGAGUUUUCGAAAAACUCGGGAAGGGAUUUGAGUUUGUGCUGAAUAGUGUGGAAUCGCAACGGAUCGGAAAAGUGCCCCGCCAAAUGCUCUAGUAACCGCCUUAGAGAGCAAGAAUUAAAAUCUUAACGACCCCGGAAUCAAAAUCGAAUUCGAAGCGCAGCGAAAGAAAGAAAUUUUCGUCUUCCUGAGGCCCGAAAACCAAAAAAAAACCAUCCACACAAAACAAAAGGCGAAUGAAAAGUGCGCAAAAAGAUAUAUGUAAUACGACGAUUGCCAGGAAGACACGGAAGCAAUAAAAAGUACGGCGAAAACGCAAUCGUUACAUAUUAUAUAUUCGCUCGGUUGGAAAGUUCUUCUUUUGUGCAGAAAAUCGACGACCACACAUCAAAAUAAAUUACUAGGAAAAAAAAUAACCACAGAAAAAUAACAACAACAGCAACAGCAUCCUCAAGAAUCUCGCUCGCUCUUUUCCUCUCUCUCUCUCUCUAUCACCCACUCUCUUCUCUUUCUCUUGACGAAGGCGGAGAAAGAAGCAAAGCGAAACAACAAAAUAAAAUAAUCUCUUUUCGCCGCCAAACAAUAAGGAAAAUCAUUAAUUUUCAGCGAGCGGGUUUCUGCGGCAUUUAUGCCCACUAAUUGACUCACAAAAUGGAUUACAAAUUCAUUGUUUUCAACGCGGCGAGGGACAACAAUUUGGCGCAAUUGAAGGCCACCCUAUACAACAAAAGCUCCGGCGAAGUGGGCAGCCUGAUCUCGGCGAAAGUGAACGGAGCCACCCCGCUGGUCAUCUCCUGCCGCAACGGACACUACGACAUUGUAGAAUAUCUAUUGACAAAGUGUCGGGCAAAUGUGGAGCAGGUGGGAUCGGUCAGUUUCGACGGUGAGCCCAUCGAGGAUGCCCCACCGCUGUGGUGCGCAGCGGCCGCCGGCCACCUGGGCAUCGUCAAGAUGCUGGUCCGCCGGGGGGCGAAUGUGAACAGCACCACCAGGACGAAUUCGACUCCGCUGAGAGCCGCCUGCUUCGACGGACACUACGAGAUCGUCAAAUACCUAGUGCACCACGGAGCGGACUUUGAGGUGGCGAACCGACAUGGCCACACCUGCCUGAUGAUCGCCUGCUACAAGGGCCACUUCCGCAUCGCCCAGUAUCUGCUCUCCCUGAACGCGGACGUCAACCGCUGCAGCGUGAAGGGCAACACGGCGCUCCACGACUGCGCCGAGUCGGGAUCCCUGCAGAUCCUACAGCUGCUGCUCAAACACGGCGCCACCAUGGACGUGGACUUCUACGGGAUGACGCCGCUGCUGGCGGCCAGUGUCACCGGUCACAUGCCCAUCGUAGAGCACCUUAUCACAUUGCCCUGCGUGAGCAGGGAGUCGAGGAUUCACGCUCUGGAACUGCUGGGAGCCACGUAUGUGGACCGAAAGAGGGACAUGGCAGCGGCACUUACUCUGUGGCGGCGAGCGCUGGAGGAACGGGCGCUGGAGCCACCGCUGGAGAAGAAGGUUCAGGAACCAGUGCCGGCCUACGAGAUGGUUCGCGAGGUGACCAGCGUGGAGGAGCUGGAGGAGAUGGUGUUGGAUCCCGACGAGAUGCGAAUGCAGGCUCUGGUCAUUAGGCAGCGCAUCCUGGGACCCACGCAUCCGGACACCAGCUACUACAUCCGAUUUAGGGGUGCCCACUAUGCGGACGCGGGUCGCUUUGACCGCUGCAUCGAACUCUGGUCCUACGCCCUGACCAUGCAGCAGAAGAUCCUGCAGCCUCUUAGCCCCAUGACGCAAUCCUCGCUGCUGUCCUUCGCCGAGCUCUUUAGCUUCAUGCUGGUGGAGGCGGGCCGUUUGUUGCCCAGAGGUCGAGUGGUUCCGCCGAUCGAGGCGGACGGCAUGCUGACCAUCUUCUAUAAGGCUGUCAAGGAGGUGGAGAGAGGUCAGGCCUUCACGCUGGAGCAGCAGAAGGACCAGCACCAACCGCAGAAGCAGCUGCCGGCAGCUGACAAAUCGCCAUCCUGCUCGGCUUCCUCAUCCUCAUCUUCCUCCUCCUCAACGACGCUGCUUUCGGCGCAUCAGCACGAUUGCAACCACGAUCCAAAUGCCCUGAGUCGCACCAUGAUAAGUGCCAUUCACAUAGGCUGUCUGCUGAGCUCCCUGCUGGACACAGACGCCCUCAAUCCGGAGAUGCGUCGCCAGGUGAUGGGAGCCCUUUACCGCCUGAAUCGCUUAAAGGUUCGCGUCCGAUUCGACCGGACUGCCCUGCACUACGCCUGCUAUCGGGAGGGCACGCUGGCCGGUCGCUAUCCCUCCUGCCAGUUCCCCUCUGUCACCCUGGCGAAGGCCCUGCUGGAGGUGGGAGCGGAUCCGAAUGCCAUCGAUGAGGCGGGCAACACACCUCUCCACCUGGCCACCAUGCAGCCCUAUGUGGAGCCACUGUCGCACAUCCUGCUAGAGGGCGGAGCGCAUUUGGACACCAAAAACUAUGCUGGCGAGACGUUUGAGAGCCUGCUAGCCCCCACGCCCAUGCAUAAGAUCAUCGACCCGAUGAAGUACACAACGCUGGCGUGCUUGGCAGCAAGGACGAUCAAGAAGCAUGACAUACGCUACGAGGGAACCGUGCCAGCCACCCUGUACGAGUUCAUCGAGCUGCACUAGAGACGAGGAUCGGGACGAGGACUGGACGAGAGUCAAGCACUCAAUUCACUCAAUCACUCACUCGAGCAAUCGAUCAAUCGAUCAACCGCCUGCCCGCCCGCCAUCCACAAAAGCAUCCAUUAAAUACUACUACUACUAUGACUACCGUCUAUUUAAUGUAUAUUUAGAGAUGGAGAGAGAGUUCGAAACUAUGCUGAAUGAAGGAAAUGUGAAAGUGAAAAUGGACGAGAUCGUUACUAACGACUGGAAACUGGAAACUGAUUUGUGAUGUUAGCAAGCGAAGUGCCUGAAUCGACGGAUCAGGACGAUAACUACAACUGACAACGAUAAACAAAACAGAAGCCAAUAGAAAAGAAAAUCAGGCAGACAACCGAAGCAACGCAAUGAAAAGUUCUAGAAGAGAUGAUUUGCUGUCUUUGAAUUUUGCUUGCGAAAUGUGUUGAAACUUUCUUUUUUUAUUAUGUGUUCUUGCUACUCUAUUUUGUAUGACUUAUGAUUAAAAUAAUAUUGUAUGUACUUUUACUAUAAAUAUGACCAAAAGCCUGGGCAUGAUUGAGCGGCUUAAUUUUAAUUAUCUGGCACAUAGCCGGUGACUCCUCAACGCUGCUUCAAUCAGGCCCAAGCCACGGAAAAUCCAAAAACCACAAUACCUAUAAAAAAAAACAAAAAAAAAAAA
Molecule: messenger RNA, 3437 nt
Organism: Drosophila suzukii
Lineage: Eukaryota; Metazoa; Arthropoda; Insecta; Diptera; Drosophilidae
Product: protein fem-1 homolog CG6966
Molecular function (GO): protein binding
Source: RefSeq, a predicted model, not a curated record